Molecule: messenger RNA, 2216 nt
Organism: Austrofundulus limnaeus
Lineage: Eukaryota; Metazoa; Chordata; Actinopteri; Cyprinodontiformes; Rivulidae
Gene: pcolce2b
Product: procollagen C-endopeptidase enhancer 2b
Exons: 9
Coding region: 38-1357 (439 amino acids)
Molecular function (GO): protein binding; peptidase activator activity; collagen binding
Source: RefSeq, a predicted model, not a curated record
UUUCCUCCCAGAGUCUGAGCUGCUGCUGCUGAUCGCCAUGCCACGGAGCGACACCAGGCGCAGCGCGUGCGUUUACCCAACAACAUGGAGGACUUGCGGGGUUUUUUGCGCAUGGACUCUGCUGUUCCUGACAGAGGUCUGUGCUCAGUCUCAGCAGAGACCAACUUUUACAUGUGGAGGAAACAUCACAGGGGAGUCUGGAGUCAUCGGAAGCCAAGGAUACCCAGGAGUUUAUCCCCCAAACACCAAAUGUGUGUGGAGGAUCACAGUUCCUGAAGGCAGGGUGGUGGUAUUGUCAUUCCGCUUCAUCGAUCUGGAGAGUGACAACCUGUGUCGCUAUGAUUAUGUGGACGUGUACAGUGGCCAUGUCAGUGGACAGAGGCUCGGUCGCUUCUGUGGGACGUUCAAGCCAGGGGCCCUCGUUUCCUCGGGCAACAAGAUGCUCAUGCAGAUGGUGUCUGAUGCUAACACCGCUGGCAGUGGCUUCCUCGCUGUUUUCUCCGCUGCCCACCCUCACGAGAGAGGUGACCAGUACUGUGGGGGCAGAUUAAAAAAGCCCUCUGGGACUUUCCAAACCCCUAACUGGCCUGAGAAGGACUACCCAGCUGGUGUCACCUGCUCCUGGCAUAUAGUGGCACCUAAAAACCAAAUAAUCGAAGUAAAGUUUGAAAAGUUCGACGUGGAGCGGGAUAACUACUGCCGCUACGACCACGUCUCCAUUUUUAACGGGGCAGAAAUAAACGAUGCCAAAAGGAUCGGCAAGUUUUGUGGAGACAGCCCCCCAGCGCCGGUAUUCUCAGAGGGGAAUCAGCUCCUGAUCCAGUUUCUGUCAGAUCUCAGUCUAACUGCUGAUGGCUUCAUCGGACAUUACAAGUUCAGACCGAAGAAAUUCCCAACCACCACCACACCGCCCCCCACCACCACCUCACAGCCAGUCACCACCAGGCCAAUACCUCUGAAGUACUCGGUUGUGCUGUGUCAGCAGAAAUGUAAAAGACAAGGAACACUUGAGAGCAAUUACUGCUCCAGCAAUUUUGUGAUCACUGGGACAGUCAUUACUGCUGUGAUGAAAGGAGGAAGCAUGUACGCCACUGUCUCUAUCAUCAACGUUUAUAAGGAGGGCAACCUGGCAAUCCAGCAGGCAGGGAAAACCAUGAGCACCAAAAUCAUUAUCCUCUGCAAAAAGUGUCCAUUUGUCAGAAGAGGUUUUUUUUGUGUGACCCUAGGCUUGAACUACGUCUUCAUGGGACAGGUGGAUGAGGACGGCCGGGGGAAAAUCGCCCCGCACCACUUCGUCAUGGCCUUUAAGACAAAGAACCAGAAAGGACUCAACGUUCUGAAGAGCAAGCAGUGCUGAGCUCCGGUGAACUCCGAGGACCUCCUUUAAACUGUUUCUGCUCGAGGCUCGGCUGCGGAUGGAAACAAUUAAUGUAGAAAACAAUUCUCCUUGUCAACAACAGAAACACAGGCCACAAAUCAAAACAAAAACACAACUUGGAUUCAGAGCUGCCAGGAUAAAAUGUGCACAAUGUUAUGAAAUUACAGGCAAAGUCACAUUUGUGUAUUUAUGAUGGUUUGGAAACAUCUCUGUUUUAUUUAAACCUGCCAGUCUUUUUUUUUCUUUCAGACUGAGAUUAAUGAGCAGAAAAAAUAGCCAGAAUUUCCACUCUUGUUCUUAAAUUGUUCCCUGCCUCGUCACAUUCCAGUCACGCUCACAGCAGGGAUUUAAAUUGCAGCUACUAGAGAAACAUUACUCUCUUUUUUUUCUGUCUGCACAUCUGUUUGACACCCCAUAAUGGCAUGUUUGCCCUAAAAUGAUUCCAUACUUUGCCCUUCAGUGUUUACCUUCAAAGCAGCAGAACAUAAUGUGAAUAAGGGAUUUAUGCUUUAAAGGUCUAUUUCUGUCUUGAAUGUUAACAUCUACAGUAGUUCAAUGACUGCGUAUUAACAAAUUCAUGUGUUCAGUUUUACUGGGCAGGGGUUGAACUUUAGCAAACGUGGUGAUAAAAGUGCAAUAUUUAUUGUGUUUAUGUUUCCAUUGAAGCAAUAUUCUGUGUGCUGUUUGCAAAGCACCAUCAACAUAUGUCACAAACUGACAGUCACGGUUCUAAAAGCAAGCAAAAAAAAUCUAUUUUCAUGUACAAAAAAGUAUAUAUAUUAUUUAUAAUUUGUUGUUUUUAUCUAACCAAAUAAAGAUUUAAUAUGUUAACUUUGUA